GCCGCUCUCGCGAGAUCGCUCCGCAGCGAGUUGGAUUCCAGGGCAGAGGGAGCUGAGCGGCUCGCGGGUCAAGCUUGGAAUCAUGGGGGACGACAGGCCUUUUGUCUGCAGUGCACCCGGAUGCGGACAGCGGUUUACUAAUGAGGACCACUUGGCUGUCCACAAGCACAAGCAUGAAAUGACCUUGAAAUUUGGACCCGCCAGAACAGAUUCGGUCAUCAUUGCAGAUCAGACACCAACUCCUACUCGGUUUCUGAAGAACUGUGAGGAAGUGGGGCUCUUCAAUGAGCUGGCCAACUCCUUCGAGCCAGAUUUCCCACGAUCUGUUGAAGAGGACGAUAAACGCUCCAAAGUCACGCCGGGUUCUCAGCCUGGAGUGCUGGAUAUGUCUCUUUCAUCAACCCCAGAUGUGAAAGUGAAGGAAGAAGAGCAUCUGGAUGUGGAUUCCACCCCGCCGGACAGCCCGAUUUCAAGCUGCAGCAUUGGUGAGAAUGAGGAGACCAAGGUGGUCCCACUGGUCUUUCGGCAUAAGAACUUAGCUGGGCAUCCACAGCAUGAAAUUCCACCCAAACCUGUGGCCAACUCUGCCCCGACCCCUGCCAUAGUGCGCCCUGGCUCACUUCCCCUGCAUUUCAACUAUGAUCCUCUGCAGCCCACGUUGCCCUCACCGACCUCCGUCAUCACGCAAGCACCGCCCUCCAACCGACAGCUGGGAUCACCUACCACCACUUGCUCUGUGCUGAUGCAGCUACCCAGUGGCCAGAGUGUGCCGUGCCUUCCUGGACCUCAUAUGCCGAUGACAUCUGUCAUAUCUCUGGCCCGCCCGCUCUCGAUGGUGCCCAACAUUCCUGGCAUCCCAGGGCCCCCCCUGAACAGCAGUAGCGGAUCCACCUCUCCCUCCAGCCUCCACACACAGUCUGAAGCAAAGAUGCGUCUGAAGGCUGCACCUCACCAAGCCCCGGGCGGUCUCAACGGAGCCAUGAUGAUGGGAGCUGCUAGCAGUAUGGUGGCUUCACGCCAGGAACAAAGCCAGUUACUGGUGCAGCAGCCUGAUGCACCCUCUCCAGCACAGCCACAGGUGUCUCCAGCCCAGCCAACAGGUGGACGGCGACGACGAGCUGCAGAUGAUGACCCAGACGAGCGAAGGCAGCGUUUUCUUGAGCGCAAUCGGGCCGCUGCCUCUCGCUGUCGUCAGAAGCGUAAGCUGUGGGUGAAUUCCCUAGAGAAGAAGGCGGAGGACCUGACGAGCAUGAAUGUGCAGCUCUCUAAUGAAGUUUCCUCUUUGAGGAACGAAGUGGCUCACUUAAAGCAGCUGCUUCUAGCUCAUAAAGACUGCCCUGUCACUACGCAGCAGAAGAAGACUGCUUACUUGGGAGAGGAAAGCCCAAAGGACAGCACGGAGCCGAUCGGAUCCCCAGCCGCCGUGAUUCAGCACAGUUCCCUGACUGUCGGCACUGCUGCACACAACGGGCUGAACUCCCGCGCGGCCGCUGAGAUCAUGGCCACCUCGGUUUUGGCUGGCAUGGGCAGCCAGCGCACUGAACUUGGUGGCCCCAUUCCAGCUCACGUCAUCAUAGCCCCACAGUCGCAGUCUGCAGGCAGAUGAUGCUCUCACAACGUGACCUCCUGACAGAACCCCCGAACGCCACCAAUGGCCAGAGACUGUGGCGUGGCAAUAGGGGUGGGACAGAUGGCCCGGAUGCGGGCAGAGCCCCGUGGCACACAGCUGGAAGUGGCCUGCGGUGGGGGUGGGGGUGGGGUGGGGGUCAGCAGGGCAGCCAUGGAGCUUCCUGUUACUAUUUUAGCGGAACACAUCGAGCCAUAAGACGAUGAUUUUCAUUACUUUUUGGUUAUCUCUCCUAAUCAUGAUGACUCUAAGACGAUCGUAUCGAUUUACUGUGGAUUUUUUUUCUUUGCUUUAUGAAAUAUGUAUUUUGAUUUGAUUUUUUUUUCCACAAUUGGCAGUUUGGGGGAAAGUUAAAGCUCCUUUGCAGUUGAGCAUGUAACACUUCAAAUUGUGGCCUGUUGGAUGCGCCCUCUGUUGCGCUCUCUCUCUCUCUCUCUCUCUCUCUACCAUAAUAUUAAGAAAACUUAAGGCACUUUUUCUUUUUUAAAAACCGUAUUUAUGGAGAUUUUUUUCAGCCAGGAGUUGGUCCUGAUAUUGAAAUUCCCGGCACUGAUUCUUGGAGGACUGGGCACCACUGAGCUGGUCUCAAAAAGGCCUGCUUCCCCUCAGCUGUACUGAGUGGCGCUGAUGGACCAGGGUGCCACGUUAGGUUUCUCACUCCAUUUGAUAUGCCUGUAUGUGGGCUGGAGGCCACUUAAUUGCUGCUGCUGUGCUCUCUUGCAAAGCGCUAUAUGAGGUGGACACUGUCUUGAUGCCAUAGUGGCAGUGCCGUUGCGGGUUGUCCUCUUUCUCGUUGGCUCUGUGAAUUGUAUUUAUUGUGGUGUGGGUUCAGUUAGCAGGGUUGAGUUAUGCUGGUGAUGGUGGUGAGUUUGGGGUCGGGCAGGCGGUCACUGGCAUAGCUUGGCUGCAGCACCCGAGUUGGACUGAGCAGCGUCAGCAACUCUUUGCUCUGUUUUUCGAUUUCUUGUCCAACUGUGCAAAAGUAUUUGCCCCCUUUCUGACAUCCUGUGGUUUUGCAUAUUUUACAUACCGAGUGGCCUCAGGCAUUCAGACAAAAUGUAGUAUUGGAGAAAGGGAACCUGAGUGAACACACAUUGCAGUUUUAUUAAUUUAAGGCGCAAAGUUAUCCAGCACCCCCAUUCCAAAAAAAGCCAUUGCCAACUGCUGGCUUCAAUAUCUCCAUUGGGUACAAGUCAGGACUUUGACUCUGCCCCUCCUGAACUUCUGAGCCAUUCAGUUGUCAACACACUUUUAUUUUUUGGCUCCUUGUCCAGCUUCAUAACCCAGUGACGCUGAUGACUGGACAUUCUCCUUAAGAAUAUUCUGCUCGAGUGCAUAAUUCCUGGUUCCUUUAAUAAUGGAAAGUCUUGAAGGCAUCUCCUCCCCAUCACACCAGCACCUCCGUGUUUUAUUGUAAGGCAGCUACUGUAUGCCAGACACUGCGGAUCCUGUGUGGUCCAAAGAGUUCAACAUUUGACUCGUCUAUCGUAAUUCUACAACGCUUGAGGACCGUCCAGGUGUUUCUUUGCAUUGAUGUUCCCUCUUGCAUAGCAGAGGCGUCCGCCUUGCUGCUCUCCCAUUCUUUUCCCCUCCGUCUCUUUCUUAUUGUGGUGUCCUAACCGCUGAUCCUAGCUGAGGCUCGAGUGUUUUUUGGAUUUUCUUCUGUAAUCCUCAGUGAUUUCUUAAAUAAUUUAUCACUGUACCCAUUGGGGGUCAUUUGGGCAGGCCAGACAUUCCUGAUCCAAAUGUUCUCCAUUAAUGGCUGUCAUUGUGGGGGCUUCCCCCACAGGCUUGAUCACUCUCUCCUAACUGGUAAAUGUCAACAAAUUUUGUUUUGUCAUUUCUUCUUGAUUGAGUCCUAAUGUUCUUGUAGUGCCCACUUCACUCUUAUGAUGAGGGUCGGCGUAUGCUGAGGUUUAAAUUAAAAGGACUGGAUGUGACUCUAAUGAUCAGUGCGCUGGUUAAGAGAAUAUCUAAGGGGACAAUUACCUUUUCACAGCUUUUGGAUAACUUUAUGACAUAUUAAGCAGCAAUUUAGAAAUGGUUUCAUGUUUACACAGUCCCCUUUGUCUAAUAUUACAUUUUAUCUAAAGAUCUGAAGCCAUUAAUUGUCCCAAAUGCUCAAACUGGAGUAUAGCAGGUAGGGGCAAAUACUUUUUCACUGCACCAUAUAUGGCUGUUGUAGCAGGUGGUCCACAGGCCCUUUUAACAUUUGAUCCCUUAUUUUGACAUCAAGGAUUCAAAAUGCUGACCUCUUAACAGGUGAAGCAAAUAAAUGGCACUCGCUUACAAGCCAACUGGGAUGGCAGUUCUUGAAAUUCAAAAUGCGGAUUUUAAAAUUAUGAUUGCUUUCCAAAAUAUGUAAUAAUAAUAAUUCUUUGCAUUUAUAUAGCGCUUUUCUCACUACUCAAAGCGCUCAGCAAUUGCAGGUUAAGGGCCUUGCUCUUUUGGCAUUUACGGGAUUUGAACCGGCAACCAUCUGAUUGCCAAUGCAGAUCCCUAGCCUCAGAGCCACCACUCCGACACUCUCACCAUGGGAGAAAGGACUAGGUUACCAGCCCGAUGAUCCUUUUUAUUAAUAACAAAAAAACAGUCAUCCUCAUAAGACAAAAACAACUACAGUUGCCCCCUUGAAAACAGCCCUUCUCCUUCUAAUGGCUCCUUCAGAGUGAAAAUCUUUAUCUAUUUAUUGUGGUUGUCCUGGAAGGGGAGGGGCUUCCUGAGGUAGGGGCGUGGUCAUAGAUUCCGCUUAUUAAGAGUUGCAGGAAAAUAAAGGGAGAGAUGGUUAACAACCGUGCCUCCUCUCGUCCCGGGGCUGGUAUUGCUUACCUCCACAGAGCCUUGAAGGUGCCUACCUCCCACCCCCCCUAGCCCAUGUAUGUCACAUUUUAUAAAGUUAGAUAAAAAUUAAUAAAUAUGUGAUACUGACUUCUAGACUUUUGAUAUCAAAGGGCUCAAUUAUUUAAAGACUCUCCCCUUUGGCCUGUUAAUCGAUGGCAUAAGCAUCAGGUCAGUUCUGUGUUGGCACUUCUGUGGGUGUGUCUGUGUGAUCAGAUUGCCUUGUGGGACCACAGACGGGGCACCACAUACCAUAGCCUGGCAGUGUGAUGGAUCACGAGGCAUCCAAAUCGGAGUGAGUGAGUCCGUCGGUAUGUGAUGGUGGCGUACACCUUUUGGGAAGAUUUUGGCUUCCUCUGGACAACCAUGCCAGUAGGGUUCCUAGAGAUUGUGUAAUUCUAACUUGCAUGUGCUGUACGGCUCCCUGUCUGUAGGUGGCAGUGUACUCCUUUCUGUGUCAGUGUAGCCCCUCUGACAUUUCAAAGAUUUUGUUUUCUCCUUGUCUCCCUAUUGCAGAUGUACUCUACAGAGAGGUGACCCCCCCACCCUAUUGGCCCCUCUGUUUGGAUGGUCCGUGACUCUCAUUUGCACUUCCUGCUGGAGGUUGCUCUAGCAGUCAACUGUGAGACCUUUGACCUUCCCCUUCUCCGUAGUUUUUUUUUUUUUUUUUUUUGCACUUGCUUGACCCCCCCCCCCCCCUUAUUAGGCACCCCCCUUCCCAAACCGGAAGCUUCAGUCCACCUUUGUACUCCAAUAUGGAUGAUGAAGUCUGAGCUUUUUAAGAAAUGUAAUAAAGCCAGACAGUUAGACACAAGUGUACGGUCUCGGCGAUAGCAGAAUUUUUCCCCCCUUUUUUUUGCAUCGCCCCCUCCCCCCCCAACUGGAAUUCCCACCAAUUUAUUUUCUUUGUGUGUUAGUAUUUUUUAAAAGAUAAUAAAGUUAUAUCUAUCUUACCGCGAUGAUGAGUUAUGUGCAAUGAUGAACUUUAGCCUUACCUCUCCAGCAAACAUCUUAUUUCUGUAUCUGUAAAAUAAAAAAUAUAUAUUCUGCUUCUGAUCUGAAAUCAUGUAAAUACCGGUCUCCACAUCAAAAUAUUUUUACUACAGCCUUUCAGGGUUCUUUUUUUUUUUUUCCUUAUCUGAAGCAUCAUUUUUUAAAACAACUGUUUGUCUUGUCUUAGCUGUUUUUAUUUUAUUAUUAUUUUUUUUUUGUUUUGUUUGUUUGUUUCAAAUAAAUAAAAUGCUUUU
Messenger RNA from Erpetoichthys calabaricus (reedfish), 5712 nucleotides. RefSeq names its product activating transcription factor 7b (gene atf7b). Gene Ontology annotation, biological process: regulation of transcription by RNA polymerase II. Lineage: Eukaryota; Metazoa; Chordata; Cladistia; Polypteriformes; Polypteridae. The record is from RefSeq and is a predicted model, not a curated record. Gene Ontology annotation, molecular function: cAMP response element binding; DNA-binding transcription factor activity, RNA polymerase II-specific.